UUAGCUACGAAACGCAGCAUAGACCAGUCAGUCCUUCGGAAGUACGGAAAACGUGAAAACACAGGCAGCCAAGUGCGUGAGCGCGUGCGUUCUUCUUGAAUUUGUACCGAGAGUUCAACUCCACUGACUGGCGUUGGUUGGUUCACCGCUGAAUAGGGAGAAGACUCCCGUUUGUUUUUCUCUAUGCAGAGUGCAAUCGAAAUUUGGACCAAGAGGGGAUCGCUUGCACCGAACAAUCAAAAUUGGAAGCCCACUUAGAUAUGAGCUGAACUGGGCGCAUUCGUUUUGAGCGCGAUGGAUUUUCUAUGGGUGCACUUGUAUUGCGUUGUUGUUGCUGCUGUUACCAUUUUUGGAAGCGGAUCGUUUGAUGGAAUUUGAUACAGGCCUCAGCAUUUGUAAAACUUGAUUGGAAAAAAAGGUGAAAUGUUCAUGCUGCGAGUGAUAUAAGAUACAAAGUGUUAAAAGUGACAAAAGUGUGAAGAUAUCGAAAGUGUUAUCAAGUGCAGCAAACAACAAUGGCCAAGGAUUCGAUAUCGAUUCCGAGUGAGGAUUUCAACGCUCCCGUCCCAAGUGGUUCCAGUGGCAGUACUUUUGAGACUGAAGAAGCAAAGACGCAGCCGAGGCGAGGACUGUGCAAGUGGUUCAACGUGAUCAAGGGAUGGGGAUUCAUAACGCCGGACGACGGAGGACAGGAUGUCUUUGUCCAUCAGAGUGUGCUUCAAAUGGAGGGGUUUCGAUCGCUGGGGCAAAACGAACCGGUUGAGUUCGAAGCCAAAUUGACUGAUAAGGGAUACGAAGCGACCAAGGUGUACGGCCCCUCGCAGAGCCAGUGCAAAGGAAGCGAGUUCAGGCCGCGGGCUAAGCGAAAGUACAGAAAGAUGAGGUGUUACAACUGUGGAGAAUUCGCAAACCACAUUGCUCAAAUGUGCGCCUUAGGUCCGCUGCCAAAACGGUGUCACCAUUGCAAGGGCGAGGAUCACUUAGUGGCGAACUGUCCGAACAAACCACCGACGUAACAGAAAUCUCAUGUUUCAAACAUCAACGAUAACACCAGAGACCAGAACAUCGAGGCAAACACCAUCCGAAAGCAUGUUUCACCCUUGCAAGGGUAAUCGAAACGCUUGUUGGUUCUGGUCCUCGCUACAGCCAACGCACCAUCUACCUCAUCAAUAGAGCACUACGCACACGAACAAACGUUACCGCAGCAGUACAAACAGAGAAACCAACGAUUCCUAAUAAGAAAACAAAAAUCCAAGUAAAAUUCCUGCACGCAAACCCUUACCCAGAUCACUCGAAUGCGAAGUGCAACGCUUAAAUGUUCCAUACUAUAUCGAAUGCAACCUAGACUAAGGGGACUAAGGGGCGGUUUAGUGUGCACACCUAGGUUUGUAUCCACCCUGGGAAGGGGUGUGUCACUUUUGACUCACCACUUUUCACGCGGUUUCCCUUCGCCAAAUGAGUUUUUUUUUUGUAGUUUUUACAAGCCCACAUACGUAUAAGAUAAUGUUAGGUCAUCACCGGCGUGUGGAGUUUAUUCCAAUAUUAGAUGUAGAUUGUGUGACGUGGAUUUGAACUCAGCCAGUAAUGUUGCUGAAAUCAAACUGAGUGGGAUGCAAGUGUAUGUGUCGUGUGUGAUCGUGUAAAUACAGUAUGUGCAAUCAAAUGCAAGUUUAACUAGAGAAGAACCAACGGAAACCGUUAUCGCAGUCAAGAUCGAAUCAUAAAUAUUCAUCUUCUUUUUAUAACGGAUUGAGUUCUAGACAUUCAUAUCGAAACAUUCUGAGAGAAACGAAACAGAGAACCCUACAAUGGCCCACCCUUCAUCGAGAGUUACUAGAAACGACAUUCUGGUAAAAUUUAAUUUGCUACCAUAGGAGCGUACCUUUUUUUCGUAGUCACUAUUUAGCUAAGAAGCGGAGAGUUUGAUUUAAUAAAAAUUUUAUAAGCUUU
This is a messenger RNA of Aedes aegypti (yellow fever mosquito), 1950 nucleotides long. It is a transcript of the gene lin-28, whose product is annotated as protein lin-28 homolog. Lineage: Eukaryota; Metazoa; Arthropoda; Insecta; Diptera; Culicidae. Gene Ontology annotation, molecular function: nucleic acid binding; zinc ion binding. Bases 516 to 1016 code for a protein of 166 amino acids. The record is from RefSeq and is a predicted model, not a curated record. The transcript is spliced from 5 exons.